Messenger RNA from Salvelinus sp. IW2-2015, 781 nucleotides. The record is from RefSeq and is a predicted model, not a curated record. NCBI's taxonomy places the organism in Eukaryota, Metazoa, Chordata, Actinopteri, Salmoniformes, Salmonidae.
AUGGAUCAGAUCAUAGAGGCCAAUGAGUUCCAAGGCUUGUCGCGGUGGAGGAGAUCUUUGCUGGCUAUACUACAGCAUGUCUCAUGCGCCCAGGUUCCAGACGGCACUAGUUUCAGGGAUGGAGAUAUCGCCGUGACUACCGGGAGGCGCUCCAAGGUCUGUUUCGCACGCAGCUGUCUGUGGUCCAAGUCAGUGGACGCUGUCUAUGUUGCAUACAGGCUCUCAUUGGACUACAGUGACUUGGAUCAGAGGAUAAUUAAGUCAGGUAUGGAGGACAUGGAGAGAGGUACCUGUGUGCGUUUUGUUCCGUGGACACAUCAGAGGGACUACCUGGAUAUCCAGCCUAAGUCGGGGUGUUGGUCGUACCUCGGGCAGCGUGGUGGCCGACAGACUUUAUCUCUACAGUCUCCUGACUGUAUGUUGUCUGGAGUGGCCUCCCAUGAACUCAUGCACGCCCUGGGCUUCGUGCACGAACAUUCCCGCAUCGACCGCGACAACUAUGUCACUGUCCUGUGGGAGAACAUUUGGAAGGAUCGCGUACGGAACUUUGAGAAGUUCAAAACCAACUCUCUGGACGUUCCCUAUGACUACGACUCCAUCAUGCACUUUGGAAUGUAUUCCUAUUCAGAAGAUGGAGAUCCUACCAUCAAACCUAAGAGGACGAACCAGAAACCUCAUCUGGGGCAGAGGACCGGUCUCAGUCAACUGGACAAAAUUAAGAUUAACAUUCUCUACAAAUGUGAAACCCUGGAGGAUUAGAACAAUCAACAGUGAAACUAUA